Messenger RNA from Dioscorea cayenensis subsp. rotundata (Guinea yam), 1593 nucleotides. RefSeq names its product zinc finger HIT domain-containing protein 2. The record is from RefSeq and is a predicted model, not a curated record. NCBI's taxonomy places the organism in Eukaryota, Viridiplantae, Streptophyta, Magnoliopsida, Dioscoreales, Dioscoreaceae. The transcript is spliced from 5 exons. The coding region runs from base 82 to 1317 and encodes 411 amino acids.
AAGAUCCGCAUCCAAACCCGAAAACGCGAUUCGGCGCGCUCUUACGCUCUCCUCUCUUGAAGCUUCGAGUUGAGACCUCUAAUGGAGGAGGAGGAGGUCGUCGUCUCCGAUCCCGAUCGUUCCCUGUCCUUCUCCGACUCCAGGACUGUGUGCCAUGUGUGCCAGAAACAAUUCUCUCAGUAUACUUGCCCUAGAUGCAACUCCCGUUACUGCUCCCUUCAGUGCUACAAGAGACAUAGCACUCGCUGCACUGAGUCUUUCAUGCGAGAGAAUGUCAUGGAGGAGCUGAAACAGAUACAGCCGGAUGAUGAGACGAAGAGAAAGACGCUGGAUAUUCUCAAAAGGGUCCACUUGGAAGAUGAGAUGAGUUUUGAUGAAGAAGAGGAUGUUGAUGAUGUUGACGCUAUGCUGUCAGAGAAGACUAUUCAGAAAGUUUUAUCUGGGAAUGAUGUUAGACUUGAAGACCUAUCUCCUGAGGAAAUCAAGCAAUUCCGGAGAGCUGUAGCAUCAGGAGAGCUAAGCAAGCUGAUACAGCCAUGGACCCCAUGGUGGACAACACCUUCUGCUAGAACCAUCUCUCUUAGCAACGAGGGAAGCCAACUGGUGAUGCCGCUUCAAGAACAAGAAGAAACAAUGUUGUGCUCAUCAAGUUCUUCAGGAGACGACUUCAGUCAGAUCCCUGCUGGGCCUGAAAAUCCCCUGCCAUCACUUUGCCAACUAAGCCGUGUAGAGGCGUCUCCCCUUCUAUCCAUUCACUUGGUUGACAUUCUAUUUAGCUACUGCUUUACCCUCCGUCUCUAUAACGGGGACUGGCACUCUGAUGCUCUAGGCGCAGCCACUGUGGUCUUGAGCGUAUCAAAGGUCUUGGAUGAUGAAGUCAGGCCUGAGACUGUGGCCGAGGCAUUAGGUGCAUGCUUGGAACAGGCAUGCUCCCCUGCAUACAGGCAAGCCGGAGGCUUCAAAUUUGGUAUUGGUCUCAUCGAUGAUAUCAUCUGCCUGCUCUCACUAGGUAGUAAUGCUCUUGUUUGCACACUCUGUGACCUUCAGAGGCUCAUUCAAGCCGGUGAAAGAAUGUUCAAGUCCGAGAAGAUUGGCAAAGCGAAGAGAAGUGAGAGCAGUCGGAAGUUGAAGUCUGCUGAGAGAAAAGUAUACUUCUUGAUGUGCUGGGUUCAUGAACAACCAAAUGAAGUUUGGACGUCAUUGGCCAGCAUUGUAGAUGUCGAGAAAACUUCCAUUUUGUCGGGUAGUAGAGGUGAGACUGUGAAGGCAGGAACGAAGAGGGAAUCAGAACCGAAGGUUCUUAUUGAGGAGGCUUAAAAAGAGUUGCAGAUGCAUGUAGUUUACAGUUGGAAGGUGAAUUCAUCCAUGCAUUGAUUGGUAUUUUAGUUGCCAUGGCUGCACAUUUGGUUGUUUAUAAUACUAGAAUACGAGAGAGAAGUCCAGCUACGCCUGUCUGUGAAUGUGGCCAGAACUAUGAAGUGAUUUUCCAUGUAUUCUUGUUGCCUUGUUUGAAUGGUAAAUGUUUUUGAUAUAAGCGGCUCAUGUUUCUUUGACCAGGAAUGAAAAAUUAUCUAUCAGUCCUUUGUUUAUUAA